This is a messenger RNA of Pongo pygmaeus (Bornean orangutan), 876 nucleotides long. RefSeq names its product protein S100-A7-like. NCBI's taxonomy places the organism in Eukaryota, Metazoa, Chordata, Mammalia, Primates, Hominidae. Gene Ontology annotation, biological process: endothelial cell migration. The record is from RefSeq and is a predicted model, not a curated record. Bases 510 to 815 code for a protein of 101 amino acids. Gene Ontology annotation, molecular function: calcium-dependent protein binding; transition metal ion binding; calcium ion binding. Gene Ontology annotation, cellular component: cytoplasm; extracellular exosome. The transcript has 4 exons.
AGCGUGGGGCUGAAAGCUCCAGCCCUCUAAUCACAUGGUUGCUUCCUCUGGCAACCAGCCCCAUCCUGAAGCUAUCUAGGGGUCCACCAAGAGCCACCUCAUUAGCACACACUCAGUAUGGCUGGAAGGGGAUUGUUAUGAAUAAUGAAGGAUGCUCCCUCACCCCUGUGGUUCAGGAGAUUCCAAGGAUUUCAGACGCUCAGUGUCAGGAACAGGGACAAAGACCAAAUGUCCAUUUCGUAUCAUCACAGGGAUUCCAUGUGUAUAGGCAUCAAGAUUUACAUAACCCACCAUUACUAAAAAUUUAAUUAUUUUAAUUUGUUCCUGUUUCUACCAACUUGAUUAACAAUUGUAUCCCCAAUAUACUAUUUUAUGCCGUGUCCUCUGCAGGUGCAAGAUUGGUGCCCGACGUGGGACUCACAACCUGAAGAAGGGCAGGAACCACGAAGGACCCAGCCACGUGGUACUGCCUCCAGCGACAAACAGGGCGAGCCUUUUUGAAAGCAAAGAUGAGCAACACUCAAGCUGAGAGGUCCACAAUAGGCAUGAUCGACAUGUUUCACAAAUACACCAGACGUGAUGACAAGAUUGACAAGCCAAGCCUGCUGACGAUGAUGAAGGAGAACUUCCCCAAUUUCCUCAGUGCCUGUGACAAAAAGGGCAUACAUUACAUGGCCACUGUCUUUGAGAAAAAGGACAAGAAUGAGGACAAGAAGAUUGAUUUUUCUGAGUUUCUGUCCUUGCUGGGAGACAUAGCCACAGACUACCACAAGCAGAGCCAUGGAGCAGCGCCCUGUUUCAGGGGAAGCCAGUGACCCAGCCCCACCAAGGGGCCUCCAGAGACCCCAGGAACAAUAAAGUGUCUCUUCCCACCAG